Pteronotus mesoamericanus is the source of this 3059-nucleotide messenger RNA. Its product is annotated as endogenous retrovirus group S71 member 1 Env polyprotein-like. Bases 660 to 1547 code for a protein of 295 amino acids. NCBI's taxonomy places the organism in Eukaryota, Metazoa, Chordata, Mammalia, Chiroptera, Mormoopidae. The transcript is spliced from 2 exons. The record is from RefSeq and is a predicted model, not a curated record.
GGUUGAGCCUUGCCUCAGAUAAACAUCCUGCCCAGAGAAAGACAGAAAAGGGGGGCCCAGUAACAGCCUUGAACCCACUCAGCAGAAAAGAAGCUGCCUAAAGUAGCCUAUCGCUAACUGCCACUUCUCGCCCUUGUAUCCUGCUUGCUUGCUCCGCUUAUGUAUAAAAACCCUAGUGCCUUAGCAGCGGCGCAGCCCUUUGUAGGUGGAGGGUCUGCCCCUGCGCAGGUUCAUUUGGCCAACUAAUAAAGCGCUUGCGAGAAAUCCUGUGUCCUGGAGUAAUUCGAACAGCGGGGAACGUAACAUUUGGAGGCCCCAGCGAGAUCUCCCUUUGUGGAGCAGAAGGACCAGGAACCGAGAGGCCAGCUCGCUCGGAGUUGGUCAUUACAGGCACUGCAAGUCAUCAGAGAGGAGGUUCGCCGCCUGCGGGAGGAGAAACAGGCCACGACUGAGGCAGAUAGCGCGAACGAACUGAGGACAUUAAACCCUGGACAAUGGGUAUGGAUCCUGAACCACCGGCGAGGAAACCUUGAACCCCAGUGGAUUGGGCCAUUCCAGGUACUGCUGAGCACCCCAUCGGCUAUUCGAGUAGCCGAAAAACCCUACUGGAUACACAUAUCCCACGUGAAACUCGCGCAGGAUCCUGGGGAAAAGAAACCAUGGAGGGUCCGGCAAGACCCAGAAAAACCCUUAAGACUCUCUUUUUCCCGCUCUUAAUACUGACUGGACUAUCGAAGGAGAUAAACGGGUAUGAACCCCGCGAGUGGGUGUUAAUACGAACAAAAGAUAGAACUGUUAUUGCAAAGAAUCAAGCUUGGGGGGAGAGGAUUGUUUCCUUUAGGGUAGAUUUCUCUAAAUUCUUUGAUGACAAAUUUUGUGACUCCCCAGCAGCAUGGAGACAUACUGAUUCCGUGGAGGGCCCCCUCCAGGACAAUCUCCCCUCUGCCUAUACAAUAGGCCUAACUGAUUGUGACCCCAACACCAAGAAUAGGGCUUUAUGGUACACCCCUUACUAUGCCUGCCCUGAGCCACCCCCGGGGAGGAGGCGGACCUGCGGAUCCUAUACAGACUUCUAUUGUAAAGCUUGGGGUUGCGAGACCCUCACGGACGGGGGUUGGAAUCCAGGCGGGGGCAAAGACCCCCAUAUAGCCUUGAUCCGCAACAAAACUAUGAAGCCCAGCUCUGGGUGGAAUAACGCCUGUGCCCUAGACAAUUGCAACCCAGUUGUAGUCACGGUCCUGAAACCCCAGGACCCUGAAUGGACGAAGGGCCGAACCUGGGGUAUCCGGCUCUACGUAUCAGGGACAGACCCGGGAACCUUUUUUACUAUUCGCAGAAUACCCUUAGUGAAUCGACCCUUGCUAAGAGGCAUAGGGGGAGGGCUACACCUGCCCGCCCGGCCUGUUCCUACAGGCACGGCAUCCCCCGAAGAAAGUUCCACCUUGAGAGAUUCUGGGAAUAGCACAGGAAAUAGGACUGACUACAAUAGUCUCCUGGGGCCUAGUGAGGGAUGGAACCAGUCAAAAACCGGACAAACCCUGGCCUAAGGAACAGAGAAAGCCGCCUGAGCAGGAAGCAAAUGCCUUAGACCUCCUCAAUAGGUUUUUCCCCUAUUUAAACAAUACCCAGCCCGGUCUGACAGAGUCGUGCUGGCUAUGUCUCAGUCCCCGUCCACCCUUUUAUAUUGGGGUAGGGGCAAAUACCACAGAAAAUUCCUCAAAGCCCAUCAAAGUGACCAAGGAUAAUUAUCAGUAUCAUAUGCCAGAGUGUCACCAGGAGACCGCUUUAAAAUUAGCAGAUUUUCAUGGAAAAGGGACAUGCUAUCUCUUGGCCAAUUUCUCAUCCUCAUUAUAUGAAAAUUAUUGUACCAGUUAUGUGUAUAUGCAGGAACAGACCCCCAUACAAGACGGGGAACCCGAAGUUUUGAAAGCUCAGGAGGGACUAUGGUUUGCCUGUACAAGGGGAGUCAUGAAGUGCAUAGCCCCCAUAAACCCUGAUAUUUGUGUCAGCGCAUACAUCAUCCCUCAAGUCUACCUAUACGGGGGAGAUUCCAACUUCUUGCUACAACCUUCCCCUCGAAUUAAGAGGGUCCCUCUGCUCGUUCCCGUCGUAGCCACAAUUGGGAUAGUAGGCUCCGCUGCCCUAGGGGCAGGUGCCCUUGUGCAGGGAGAAUUGAGCCUGAGGCAGCUAUCGCAGACCUUCUCCAAGGAUGUGUCCCUGCUACAGAAGCAAGUGAUAUAUCUAGAGAAGCAAGUAGACUCACUGGCAGAGGUGGCCCUCCAAAAUAGGCGAGGGUUAGACCUUCUGUUUUUGAAGCAAGGGGGACUAUGUGCCGCAUUAGGAGAAGAAUGUUGUUUUUAUGCAAACCACUCUGGAGUAAUAAGGGAAAAUAUCAAAAUCUUAACCCGUAGGUUAGAAGAAAGAGAUAGUGAAGAGAGUGACUCCUCCUGGUAUGCCUCCAUGUUUAAAGCCUCACCUUGGUUGACUACCUUGGUUUCAGCGUUAGCAGGACCGAUUCUAAUCCUCCUGCUGAUCCUGUUGUUUGGUCCUCUAAUCCUGAAUAAGCUAGUGGCAUUUGUGCGAAUCCGAAUUGAGGUUGUUAAACUAAUGGUAUUAUCCCAACCCUAUACUCUGCUGGCCGCAGAAGACACUGAGUCAAGGGUUUGACAAGGUAUGAACAAGAAAAGGGGGGAAUGAGGGGGCCGUGAGAGCAGGGUCAAAGCUGAGGAUAAGGGAGGAACAAAUACCAAGAAAAACAUAUCAGGGUGCGGCCCCAUGCAGCUGGGCCAGAGUCGACAAGAAUGAGGAGGAGGCAUGGGGCAACAGUUGAGCCUUGCCUCAGAUAAACAUCCUGCCCAGAGAAAGACAGAAAAGGGGGGCCCAGUAACAGCCUUGAACCCACUCAGCAGAAAAGAAGCUGCCUAAAGUAGCCUAUCGCUAACUGCCACUUCUCGCCCUUGUAUCCUGCUUGCUUGCUCCGCUUGUGUAUAAAAACCCUAGUGCCUUAGCAGCGGCGCAGCCCUUCGUAGGUGGAGGGUCUGCCCCUGCGCAGGUUCAUU